CGAGUGGUGGGUGGAACUCUAAUACGCCAGACCUCGCAGCCGGCGUACAAUGGAGCGCCUUACGGCUAUCAGACGAUGACAACAGGCAAGGCAAUGCGCUAUAACGGUAUGCCCAUGGGUCCUCCCAGCAACAUGCUUGCCUCGCAGCCCAACUUUACUAUGGAUUUUGGAGCACAAAGUUCCAUGCCCAACGUGGUUCAACAAGGCAACCAACAAAUGAUGAUGCCGAUGGGAGGCUCUGCUGCCUCAAAUCAAGUCGUGGUUCAAACCGAUUCUACACAACAACAGAUGGUGGUCCAGCCCGCUAACUACUUCCAGUCUCUGGUCCAACCGGCUACCUCUCUCUCGGGGUCUGGUGUCCAAUCUGGAGUGGUCUCUUCCUCAUCCGCUCCAGCUCCGGUCGCUAGCACUGCCGUUACUAUGACUAGUACCGCCGUUCCGGUUGCUGUUCCUCCAGCUGCAAACGUUACAAUAGACGAAAAUGGGCCAUUCGUGCUUCCUGACCCGCCUUCGGAUCACCAACAGGAACGUGAUCAGGUGAAUCUUGCGUACACGCACAUUUGUCUCAUUUCACUCUGUGGUGAAAUCCUUAUGCAUCUGGGUGGAAACGUGAGGAGGCAAGUGUGCCUUUCCGAUUUCACUGACGUUUGA
Messenger RNA from Hydatigera taeniaeformis, 651 nucleotides. The record is from the annotation of a GenBank genome assembly. Lineage: Eukaryota; Metazoa; Platyhelminthes; Cestoda; Cyclophyllidea; Taeniidae.